AUGUCAGAGUACGCAAUUCAAAGAAAGGCAAACCUGGACACAUUUACUCCAAACAAAGUGCAAUUUUACGAGUCAGACUCUUUGCAUGCUAUCUUGAUUGGAGCUACGAAGGCUGUGCUUCAGUAUGAUCUUAAAGAUCGGACCAAAGUUUUCAAAACGGAGCAAUUAGGCGAUUACAGGCUUCCUGAGUAUGGAUUAGUCAACUAUCUUCCAGAUAAAGAAAGUGAGGAUGACAUCUCUCCGUUGUUUCGGAGAGAAAAUAUACGUUAUAUGGAUUUUGCAUGCGGUACAGGUCUUCUUGUACAAAACCUUGCUCCAUACAUUAAAAGUGGCACAGUGAUAGGAAUUGAUAUAUCGGAAGCGCAAAUUGAUGCUUUUAAGAGCAAGAUUCCGGCAAUUCACAGCCUCAAUUCUAGGCUGGUCGUUAAACCAUACAAAUACGAUAUUAUAGAUCCAGAGUUCAAUAGAAAGAACCACCUUGAAGUUCCACAGGAGCUUCAAUAUGGAUCAUUUGACAUUAUCACGACUACCCUUUCGUUCCACCAUUUUUCCGCUUUGAAACAGAUUGUGGUGGAGUUGAAGAAAUACCUCAAAAAAGACGGCUGCUUGAUUGUUGUCGACAUGUACGAUCACAAAGAUGAGUAUAACAGCAUUCAAGGUGCAGCUGAAACGAAUCUUAACUCAGCUGUGGCACAUAAUGGUGGAUUAUCCCCCAAACAGAUGCACGAAAAGUUAGAUCCGAUUGGAUUUUCAAGUAUUGAAACGGGUAUCAAGUACUUGUACGAGCAUUGGUGCAACCACCAGAACUUGUACAACCAUCUUCCUCCUCCAGUUGUGGCCAAAGCGCUUAAAAAUGCACCAAAGAGACAAAGAGCUGGUCAAACGGAGUAUUUGGUGACGCGAUCACUUGUUUUGGCAAUCUGUAGAAAGUGA
Molecule: messenger RNA, 933 nt
Organism: Brettanomyces bruxellensis
Lineage: Eukaryota; Fungi; Ascomycota; Pichiomycetes; Pichiales; Pichiaceae
Exons: 1
Coding region: 1-933 (310 amino acids)
Source: RefSeq, a predicted model, not a curated record